UCUAUAAUGGCUCGGGUACUAUUUUCACUUUGUCUGCUGCUGCCGGCAGUUUUAUUCAUGAAAAUGGUAAUGGCUACUAGCUUUGAUGAGGAAGUCGUGCUACACCAUGAGAAGGACCCGGAUCCUGAUCGCGAGAAGUACAUUUGGAAUCCAUUUCCGGGAUUCUGUGGCGUCAACGCCACAAUGCAGAGAUGUGCCGGAGUUUGUCCCGAAACCUGUGCCUUCAAAUCCCUGAAAUGUGCCACAUACUGUGGCGUAAAUUGUGUGUGCAAGCCUGGCUAUAUCUUUGAGGAGGACCUUCAACUUUGCAUCUUGCGAAAGGAGUGUCCCCAAGGCACUACGCAGCAAGUUGUGGAAACCCAUCGUGUGUUUCAGUAAAAACCGUGACGUAACACUUUGAAUUAAGUUCAACAAUUUGAAUAAUAAACAUAUAAA
This is a messenger RNA of Drosophila serrata, 435 nucleotides long. RefSeq lists its product as uncharacterized. Lineage: Eukaryota; Metazoa; Arthropoda; Insecta; Diptera; Drosophilidae. The record is from RefSeq and is a predicted model, not a curated record.